AUGUAUCCGAGAAAGCUUCUUGUUUUCUUGAUUCUCGUUAGCCUUUCAUUCUACCCUGAUUAUGUUUUACCAGAGAAUGUUAAUCUUGAUUUCCCAUUCUUCACUCUCCGAAACAUUACUCUUCUUGGCGAUUCUUAUAUUCGAAACGGCGUAGUUGGGCUAACUAGAGAACUCGAGGUCCCUUCUUCAAGCUCUGGUUCUGUAAUCUACAACUACCCAGUUGCAUUCUUUGAUCCAGAGACAAAUAUAACGGCUUCUUUCUCCACAAGAUUUACUUUUUCCAUUGAUAAUGUCAAUCCAUCGUCGUUUGGAGACGAUUUGGCCUUUUUUCUUUCUCCUAAUAACCAGACAUUGGGGAGUCCGGGUGGGUACUUGGGCCUUGUGAACUCAUCACAGUUAAACAAAAACAGGUUUAUUGCAAUUGAAUUUGAUACAAGACAGGAUUUGCACUUCAAUGAUCCAGAUGAGAAUCAUGUGGGAUUGGAUAUAGACAGCCUUAUUUCAAUCAAGACUGCCAAUUCGAUGAUUCAGGGUGUGAAUUUGAAGGGUGGAAAUCUGAUUACUGCGUGGAUUGAUUACGAGAAUGAGAAGAAAAAGUUGGAAAUUUUCUUGAGCUAUUCAAGUUUUAAGCCUGAGGAGCCUCUCUUGAGAGUUGGUAUUGACCUUUCUGAUUAUCUUAAGGAGUUUAUGUAUGCGGGAUUUUCUGCUUCUACUGAAGGGAGUACAGAACUGCAUUGCAUUCAGAAUUGGAGUUUUCGGACUAUGGGAUUUCGCCCCAUAAGGCCAAAAAUUCAUCCUUACAAUGUUUCUGAUAGUUCUGUGCCACUUAGACCACCAAUUGCAGUUUCUGAUUCCGGAAAUAGGCAUCAUAAGAGGAUUGCUUUGGGACUUGGGAUUGGUUUUCCUGCCUUCUUUUGCACGGUUCUUGUGGGAUUUGGUUGGAUUUCUGUCAAGAAAUGCAAGGGUAUCGAAUCAGAGAGAACUAUCAAAGCAGAGAUGGUGACAGGGCCAAGGCAGUUUAGUUACAAAGAACUCAAAUCAGCCACAAGAGGAUUUCAUUCUUGCAGGAUUUUAGGCCAUGGAGCCUUCGGCACUGUGUUUAAAGCCUUUUUCAUGGAUUUAGGAACUAUUUCUGCUGUGAAAAGAUCGAAACAUACCCACGAAGGAAAAACCGAAUUCCUCUCAGAAUUAUCAAUUAUAGCUUCUUUGAGGCACAAAAACAUAGUCCAGCUCCAAGGUUGGUGUGUCGAAAAGGGUGAAUUGCUUCUUGUUUACGACUAUAUGCCCAAUGGGAGUCUUGAUAAGGUACUAUACCAGGAAUCUGAAAAUUGUAAUCCUCUAAAAUGGACAUAUAGGUACAAUAGUGCAGUGGGAUUAGCCUCUGUUCUCACUUAUCUGCAUCAAGAAUGCGAGCAGCAAGUGAUUCACAGAGACAUAAAGACUAGUAAUGUUAUGUUGGAUGGGAAUUACAAUGCAAGAUUAGGUGAUUUUGGACUGGCAAGGCUUAUGGACCAUGGGACGAGCCCUGUUUCGACUCUUACUGCAGGAACUAUGGGAUAUCUUGCUCCAGAAUACCUUCAAUAUGGGACAGCAACAGAGAAAACUGAUGUGUUCAGCUAUGGUGUAGUUAUACUUGAACUGGCUUGCGGACGAAGGCCUAUUGAGAGAGAAGACGAAAGCCAAAAACCAGUGAAUUUGGUGGAUUGGGUUUGGAGAAAGUAUUCUGAAGGAAAAUUAAUUGAAGCAGCAGAUCAAAGAAUGAAUGGUGACUUUAAAGAGGAAGAAAUGAAAAGGCUGCUGCUUAUAGGCCUAAGUUGCGCCAAUCCCGAUAGUAGUGAAAGGCCUUCAAUGAGGAGAGUUUUUCAGAUUCUCAACAAUGAGGCUGAUCCUGUGGUAGUGCCGAAGGUGAAACCGAGUCUUAUUUUCUCAAACAGCUUGCCAUUGAGUAUUGACGAAAUCAUUUCAGAUUGCGAAGAAUGCCGCUCGCCUGGUUCUAAGUUCGAAAUCAAAGUUUAUUGA
Fraxinus pennsylvanica is the source of this 2019-nucleotide messenger RNA. Lineage: Eukaryota; Viridiplantae; Streptophyta; Magnoliopsida; Lamiales; Oleaceae. The record is from the annotation of a GenBank genome assembly.